Leptosia nina is the source of this 1788-nucleotide messenger RNA. The record is from the annotation of a GenBank genome assembly. NCBI's taxonomy places the organism in Eukaryota, Metazoa, Arthropoda, Insecta, Lepidoptera, Pieridae.
AUGCAAAUUUCAACAGUCCAACCGAUAUUUAAGCUAGAACUAAGUCAUAAGGUGACGCCAAGGAUUGUUAUUAUAGCUAAGUAUGACGGAACACAUCCGUGUCUAACUGCAUCUGCAGGAUACGACAAAGUAAUAAUUCACCAUCCGCAUGGUGUCGUUGGCGGUCGUGCGCAGCGGUCUGACGCCCAUGCAGAAGUUUCAGAGCUCAACCUGAGCCAGGCUAUUAUCGCCCUAGCUGCUGCCCCACUUAAGGAGGACUGUACGAGGGACAUAUUGCUUAUUGGUUCUCCUACUCAGAUAUUGGCUUACGAUGUCCACGAUAACUCAGACUUGUUUUUCAAAGAAGCACCAGAUGGAGUUAACGUUAUUACAACAGGAAAAGUCGGAAAGAAUACUGAUAUAUUGGCUAUAGUUGGAGGAAACAGCUCCUUAAUAGGUCUAAAUGGUAAGAGGGAAGAGGUCUUUUGGAAUGUCGUUAGCGGAAAGGUGGCUGCGAUUAUCCCAUUCGAUUUCGAUAAAGAUGGUGAAAAUGAGUUAAUAGUUGGAUGCGAAGACUCAGUUAUCAGAGUGUUAAAGAAUAACCAAUUUAUAAUAGAGCUUGCUGAAACCGGGCCCGUUCUCUGUUUAUCCCCAAUAUCUGAUGUGAGAUUUGCGUACGGCCUGGCUAAUGGGACAAUAGGCGUUUAUGAAGAAGGCCUGCGCCUGUGGAGAGUAAAGUCAAAACAAAAUGUAAUAUCUUUACAAUGGUCAGGUGAUUGGCUGGCAUGUUGCUGGACCAAUGGACGGAUUGAUUGGCGAGACAGCUCUGGGAGGGUAGUGAAAAGAGUUCAGCUUCGAUCAAACGCUGCUGGCAUGUUGCUAGCUGAUUAUCGGUCUGUUGGAGUACCAGAUUUAGUUUGCGUGUCGGACAGAGGUGAAGUUUUGGGCUACCCUCCGCAUCAAGAUACCACUGGUUUUAACGCGCCUAAGAAAUUCGCGUCCGAAGAAGAUCGCCUCGCCAUCACGGAAUUAAUGAAUAAGAAGCAAGCUCUUAUGGUAGAGUUGCAGCAUUAUGAGGCGAACUCAACAUCGGAAAAUUCCACCUUCGACAUCGGUCAUCGACCCUCGUCAGCCAUGCCAACUAAUACACGGCUACAAGUUGCUAUUACAACUAAUACUGAAGAAGGUUGUAUCCAGCUUGCGAUAUCGACUAACAAUGAAACAAUAGUUCGAGCAGCUCUCAUCUUAGCUGAGGGUGUAUUUGAGACAGGUGAAACUCUAGCGAAACACCCACCGCAAGGACAGCUAAAGCCUGUUCUUUUUAUACCAUUGACACCACCGAAAGAUGUCCCUAUAGAUGUACACAUAAAGGCUCUAGUUGGUUACGCUGACAGCGAACAGUUCCAUAUUUUUGAGCUCACAAAACAUCUCCCCAGAUUUUCAAUGUACAAACUAACAGAUUCUACAAUAAAAAACAUUACUCCUGGAAAUGUGACGUUCCGUAUAACAGAAAGACUUCAAAGAAUAUACAUUUGGGUGAACCAGAAUUUUCUUCUUGAUGAAAAAAUUGAGUUGGAAAAUGAAGUUCAAGAUUUACAUUUGAGCUUUUUUUGUCUACGAGAUAGAACUCAAUUGGACUUAGAAUUCAGUACAGAUGGUCAAGUGAAAUUUAAAACUGAUGAUAUUAGACUGGCGGGGGAUCUAAUACAGAGUUUGGCUCUAUUCUUGAAUCUUACUGAUUUACAGGUAUGUGUUUUCUUUAUACUAAAAUUAUAUUAUAUAAAAUUAUUCUUAAAUUAUUAUAAAUGA